AAGCACAGACACGCUCGGACGCCGUGUGGAAAUUUCAUUUGGAAUUAUUCUGCAGAUGUUCGAUCACACUCUUUUAAGAGGUUGGUAUUCAAAAUCGUUCUUGAAUAAGUUUUUAAAAAUAGCCUUAGAGCUUAAAACCCUUGCAAUUUGUUGUGGGUUCAGAAAAACGCAAAAUUCUAUCGAAAGUGGUAAUUCAAGUCAACCUUUGGAUGGCAAUCUUUCCUUGGUGUAGCAUAUCAUUUAAAAUAAUCCCAAUCAACAUCUCGGUUCUUAAAUUAAAAUGUUCAUGAGGACACACGCUUAGUGCCGUUCGCCAUUUUAUGAUCUUUUGUCUGCGUUUAUCUCUAAUUCGUCGGAGGAUGAUUAAGCAAAAGAAGCAUAAAAUCCAUAAUGUUUGUACCAACCAGACAAGACACUGCUUAUUUCUUUUGGACACGGUACAACAUGGCAAAACGCCGAGAACUUUCUAAGAGUCAAACACUUCUGUUCACCGCACGUGACAUACAAACUGUUUUCAAAAUUCAAGCCGAAACUUGUAAGUAACAAAGUGAUUUAUGGCAAAGAUUUAAAAACUUAGGAUGUGAGGCAAUGUCUUGUAAUAAAAUCAGAAUUACAAAAAGAUGUCUUUCUCUCUUGUAACGAGCGCCGCUCAAACGAACAACGAAUCCAACCUCAGAGCUUCGGUUUCCGCGCUAAGGCUGGAUAAAACUUGAACUUGGAUGUUGCGUUCGCCCCAGGGUGUUUUUUUUUUUUUUUUACUCAGACUGAACCCUUUAGGCCAGGAAAUACUUCAAAUUUUCAUCAACUCUUGUCCCUUGCCUGAUUUCCCCCACGACAACACGGAACGCGGAACUUAAUUAGUUCAGUGAUAAUCGUGCUGAUUAAACCUUUCAAAUGCGCAAUCAUCACGGUUUCAAUUGUCUCAACAUUGUCAAUCAAUGCGUACACUUUUUUUUCCCUUUACAGUCUUCAAGAUGUUCUGUCAUAUUUUGAUCGUGGUUACAAUUUUUGCGGCGAAAGAAGCAAUGGCGACUGAUAGAUGCCAGAUGGUAAUCUCAGGCACUUGUAUUCAACAUUGCCACAACCAAUCAUGUGACUGUGGCGUAACAGACAGUAACCAAGGCUACAAUGAAUGUUACCAAGCCUCCGCAGGUUCUAAAUGCAGAGCAAUCACGUGCUCAUCCGAGACAUGCUAUCAGAAGUGUCACAAUUGUCACAUGAAGUGUACCAGUGAUGUUAGUUUCUGUAGACAGCGGUGUUUAUCAGGAGCAUGCUCAUUUACGUGUGACGCUCAACACUGUGAACAGGAAUGUACUGGAGAGAACUGUCAGAAUACCGUCUUUGACAACUGCCAUCUGAUCUUGCCGCUAAAUUACCUGGUGAUAUUGGCGGGAAUUUUGUUCGUGAUAAGUAUGUUGGCCUGUGUGCUCCUUGUCAUGUCUUUUAGAAAAAAGGAUUGCAUCCCUGAUUGCUAUCCGCAGCCGCCACCCUACUCAAAGAUUUAG
Molecule: messenger RNA, 1505 nt
Organism: Pocillopora meandrina
Lineage: Eukaryota; Metazoa; Cnidaria; Anthozoa; Scleractinia; Pocilloporidae
Source: the annotation of a GenBank genome assembly